GUGACGUCACUAGCCCUUGUCGGGUUGCUGCGGCACCACCGCUGGGAUGGAUGUAGCUAUUUAGCUGCCUCUGGAGAGGGGAGAGGCGGCCUCCGAGCGCCCCCGAUGCCGGAAAGCUGGGACGCGGGGGUUCGUGCGCUGACCCCGCAGCGAUGGUGAAACGGAAGUCCUCCAGCGGAGCCAGAAGUCCCCGCGGAAGCAGGGUCCUUUCCGGGACGGUGGCCCCGAGGCUGCUGCCCGGGCGGCGGCGGGAGCAUCCUCACCUGCAUAUUAAAAUGGCUGUAACUCAAGAUGCCAUCCCUUCCUUGUCGGAAUGCCAGUGCGGGAUCUGCAUGGAAAUCUUCAUGGAGCCGGUAACACUGCCCUGUAACCACACGCUCUGUAAUGCAUGCUUCCAGUCGACUGUGGAGAAGGCGAACCUAUGCUGUCCCUUCUGUCGGCGCCGGGUCUCUUCGUGGACCCGGUAUCACACUCGAAGAAAUUCUCUCAUCAACAAGGAACUGUGGGAGGUAAUUCAGAAACACUACCCAAAGGAAUGCAAGCUUAGAGCCUCUGGGCAAGAAUUAGAAGACACCGUUGAUGACUAUCAGCCAGUUCACCUGUUAAGUAAACCUGGAGAAUUGAGAAGAGAAUAUGAAGAGGAGAUAAGCAAGGUGGAGGCAGAGCGACGGGCCAGUGAGGAAGAAGAAAACAAAGCCAGUGAAGAGUACAUACAGAAAUUAUUGGCAGAGGAGGAGGAAGAAGAAAAGAGACAGGCAGAAAAAAGGAGAAGAGAGAUGGAAGAACAGCUAAAAAGUGAUGAAGAACUGGCAAGAAAGCUAAGCAUUAAUAUUAACAACUUCUGUGAGAAAAAAGUCUUGGCUUCUCCCAUGAAUUCCAGAAAAUCUGAUCCAGUCACAAGCAAGAUGCAAAAGAAAAGUAAAAAUAAACAAACAAAUACUGGAGAUAUUCAGAAGUAUUUGUCACCUAAAUCUCAAUUUGGGUCAGCAUCACAGUCUGAAGUUGUACAAGAAGGCAAACAAAAGUCCAUGUCUAAGGAAACUGAUGGUAGCAAUGUAAAGAGCCCUAUGUGGCAAGACACAGAAGUGGAGGAAGAUAUGCCAACACUUUCUCCGCAAAUAUGCCUUGAAAUUCAAGAACAAGGUGCAAAGUCUUCAAUAGAGUCACCUAUGCCUCAGUUAUGUGCCAGUGAUACAGAAUGGUGCCUUGAAGAAGUCAAAAUGAGACCAAACAAUCAUGAUAAAGAAUUAUGUGCCAUAAAUCCUGAAAGACCUGAAGCCAGAGUCCCCUACCCAAGAGAAGCUGCAGUUAAGCCUUGUGGCGAAACAGAGAGUGGGUGUGCUCUAUCAUACGUGACCCAGAUAAUUGGAAAUAACACAGUUGAGACAGAAAAUGAAGAGUCUUGCCUACUGAUCAGUGAAGAAGGUAUUUGCAAAAGAAAAAAUCAGGAGUCUUCUUUUGAAGCAGUCAGGGAUCCAUGCUUUUCUGCAAAAAGAAGGAAAAUGUCCUCCGAAUCUUCCUCAGACCAAGAGGAAACAGAAACCAGCUUUACUCAAAAACUGUUAGAUUUGGAACAUCUACUUUUUGAGAGACGUAAGCAAGAAGAACAGGACAGGUUAUUAGCACUACAGAUUCAAAAAGAGGUGGACAAAGAACAAAUGAAGCCAAACCGACAGAAAGGAUCCCCAGAUGAAUAUCAUUUACGUUCUACGCCCUCACCUCCAGACAAAUUGCUAAAUGGACAGAGGAAGAAAUCCAAAACUAGGAACGUAAAAGGACAAGCUGAUACAGAGCAUCCAAAACCUCAAAGAGGCCCCAAAACUGAAAAUUGCCAACCUUCUUUUAAGAUCCAGUUGAGACAUUCAGUCAAUGUUAAUGGAAGAAAGAUGCCAAAUUCUGCUAGAGAUCAUUGUAAUGUAUCUAAAAGUGUUUGUUCCCUACAGCCUAGUAAGUCACAGAAAAGUAUUUUUCAGAUGUUUCAGAGAUACACAGAGUAAUGGGUGGGUAAAGGAAGAAGUAUUUUAGAAACUGGUAAAGCUGGAUUGUGAUGCUCUUUUUUAUCAUAGAAUGUUUAUAAAACUUUAUUCUCUUGUGGGCACACUCAUUGCCUCUAAUUGAAGGACUGUGUGAUUACAAGGGAGGAAUAUACAAAUGUACUUCUGCCAAAGUCAGUGAUAACCAAGGGUCUCAAUUCUUUAUGAAUAAGUGUGAUAUGGUAAGUUUGACAGUCCUUACAGGUAAUAGACAUAAACAUGCCUGGGCCAGCUCCCAAGAAACCUUCAGGUGCCAUUCUCUUUCCUCAAAAAUGCAUGUAGAUCAAUUGAAAUCUUCCAUAACAAAUCCAUAAAGUAAUCUAAUCUUUAUAAUUACUUCCAUAAAGUAAUUUAAUCUUUAUAAUUAUUUUAAGCAUUAUAGCAUUUUCUUUUAUUUAAAAUGGAUUAAAAUUGUGUGAAAACAGAAAAGUCAGAGUUUUCUGGAAAAUUAGGAUUAUCAAACAUGCCCUCAAUCAGGAAUCGAAUCCAAGACCCUGCAGGGCCCAGGCCGACUCUAACCACCGAGAACAACAGUCAGGGCGGAAACGCAUCUCUUGAUGCAAAGGGAGUUAGUUGGGGGUGAGGCUGAAUAGAGUGAACUGAUAGUUUGGAUGCAUUGAAUUUGAGUGGGUGAUCAGAAACUGGGUCCAGGAUGGAGUAGCAGAGCAUUCUUCCUUAUUCUUUGCUAAAUGACACAGAAAACAUUUGGGUUUUACAGCCUGUCACACGAUAGUAACAGGUGUUAAAAUAAUUAGUUACUACAUUACCUGAAAUUUUGGAAAUUCACAUUUCUAUUAAUCUGCUACUCUAGGGGAAAAAAAUGGGAAUUUACUGUAGGAGAGUUAAAUCCUAAUAUACUAUGUUGUAGGACCUGAGACAUUAAUAACCAUGUGUUUAUUUCCUUAUUUGCAUUGGUAGUGAUUUUUAUUUGUGUUUAUGGACAGAAAUAGUGUGGUACUUGGAUUGGCCCUCUCAAAGUUAAAUCAGAGGCAGUGAUUCCAUUUUGUGAAAGUUAACUUAGAGAAUGUUAAUCUAUGUUUCAUUAAUAUGAACAACUUUGAGCAAAUGAACACGUUUUAAUAGCAUUUCUGAUGAUGUUUAGUUAUUCAUCCUUUUAAGGUAAAAAUAUAAUAAAAUGUCCUAGAGCAAAAGUCUAGCUUUAAUUUGUUAAUAUUUUUAUACAUUUUUGAAAAUUUUUUCCUCCAGAUGUUAUAACUGAAAUUCUGUUAAUCUUGAUGCCAUCUACUUCAAUAUUUUUGGGUAGAUAAUUAGGGGUAGAAUUAUGAUGCUGAUUUAAAAUUUACUUUGCCCUUUCUAAAAAAAAAAAAAAAAAAAAGUGAUUGCCUUCUGUGUAAUGAUUGUGCUGAAAUGUAGUCAGAAACUAACAAAAUUUGUCAAAAAUUUAUUUAUCAAACUAUUUUUCUGUCUUUUUUAAAAGAUAGAUUUUUAUUGAUUUCAGAGAGGAAGGGAGAAUGAGAGAAAUAGAAACAUCAAUGAUGAGAGAGAAUCAUUGAUUGGUUGCUUCCUGCACACCUCCUACUGGGGAUUGAGUCUGAAACCCAAGCAUGUUCCUUCACCGGGAAUCGAACCGUGACCUCCUGGUUUGUAGGUUAACAUUCAGCCACUGAGCCACACCAGUGGCUUUUUGUCUUUUUGUUGUUCUUGUUGUUGUUGACAGUAUUAUAGAUGUCUUCCAUUUCCUCUGCUCCCCCCCCCCCCCCCCCCCGCUCCACCUGGCCCUGAUAUUUUUCUAAGAGUGAUUUCACUUUACUUUUUGUUUUAUAUAUAUUUUACUGAUUUUUUACAGAGAGGAAGGGAGACAGAUAGAGAGUUAGAAACAUCGAUGAGAGAGAAACAUCGAUCAGCUGCCUCCUGCACAUCUCCCACUGGGGAUAUGCCCGCAACCCAGGUACAUGCCCUUGACCAGAAUCGAACCUGGGACCUUUCAGUCCGCAGGCCGACGCUCUAUCCACUGAGCCAAACCGGUUUCGGCCUCACUUUACAUUUUAGGGAAGACUUUGUAUCUUCAAAAAUGAAAAGUUAUAUAAUUAAAUCUUCCAUGACCAAAAUGGGGGGGGGGUAAUACUGUGAUGCACAUAGGAUAUAUAUAUUUAACCACUUGUCCGUGAAGAAGUCUUCCUGACUAAAGUUAGUUUUAAGAUAAAUUUAAAUUUCUCUAUUAAUCUUAAUGAUAGUCCUAUGUAUAUGCCUUUUUGUUAGAAACUAACAAAUGUUUUGUGUCAGUCAUUAGAAUGUAUUGCUACUUUUUCCUCUUUUGUAGAAGGGAUAUGAGAGCCUUUAAUUUCUCAGGGAGUACUAAAACUGCAGAAGUUGAGAAUCAGAAAAAUUAAAUAUUAAAAAUAAAAAUGAUUAUGUAUAUUUUACAAAACCUACCAUUAAGGAAAAUUGGAAGGCAUGGCAGACUGGGGAAGAAAUAGAUGCACUUCAUUACAAAGAACUAAUUUCCUUUAUAUAAAGUGUCUGUCAAUACAUUAAGAAAAAGACUACUACCCCAAAAGGAAGGUUAGAAAAGUUUAAUCCCCAGGUACAUAGUUCCCAGGAAAGGAAAUGUUUCUUAAAUAUGUGAAAAGGUGCAUGAUAUCGUUUACACUUUGCUCAUACAUUUUUCCACGCUCCAGGUUAGUAGAGAUAAAGGUGCUGUUUUGCUUUGUUUUGUUUUGCUUUUGUGUAAGGUUUUUAAAAAUCUUAGCAAGAGUGUAGGACAAGCAUGUCAAACUCAAAAGGCUAAUACGGGCCAAAUAAACAAGGUUUAAGUUUAUUUGGGCCACAAAAUAAACAAAAGCUUCUAUUUUCAUAGAAAUGUAGGUUUAUUUCGGCUGAAAUAAAUGAGUAAUAGUUAACAUAAAAUAAUAGAACAUUUUAAUAAAAUUUAAUAGUUUUUCUUGAAUAUUAACUUACCAGACACUGAAUAACUGCACAAAUUAAUAAGCGUAAUGCAAAUAAACCUAUUUCUUUUGUUCUCCAAAAGCGAAAUACUUUCUGUUGCCCACACCAAGCAAGUCAGUCCAAGACUAAUGAUGUGGCAAUCGGCUGCUGAAGUAUUCACUGCUAGUAUUAGUGGAGAGAAAUGGUGCGCCUGCAUGCAAGGUGUGUAAGGGAAAUGAAUGCAACAUGAUUAUAGUAAUCAGUCAUUAGUGAACAUUGUAGUUCGUUAUUAAUAAUUAUAACAGGACAUUGUAAAAAUUAAGUUACAAAUUUUUUAUUAAAACAUUUCUUACAUACUGUUAUAUUGGCUGGGCCGCAAAAAUGCUCGUGGGCUGCAUGUGGCCCACGGGCUAUGAGUUUGACAUGCUUGUUGUAGGGAAAUAGGCACUCUUACAUGUUGGUUGGUAUGAAUGGAAAAAUUUAAAUCCCUUUGGAGGUAAACUUGGCAAUUCUGCCUCUAGGGGUUUCUGAAAGCUGUCUUCACAUGUGUGUAGAAUGACAUAUACAAAACUUAGAAACCACUGUAAUGUUGCAUCAAUGGACCCUGAGUAAAAGAUGGUAUAGUGGAGGACUAUAUAGCCAUUAAAAAAAAAUCACUUUACAGAUAUGAAAAGAAUUAUCAGAUACAGAGUUAAAUAAAAAAAUACAAGAUGUAGAAUAGCAUAUGUAGUGUGCAAACUGUUGUCCAAAAAAUAGAAACAUAUAUGUAUUUGUAUAAAAUAUUCCUAGGAGGAGAAACAAUUCUUCCAGCAGGGAGAAAAACUGGGUAGCCGUAUGAUAGGAGUGGAAAAAUGCCUUUUCACUAUAUGUUUUUAUACUUUUUGAAUUUUCAGUCAUACUGAAUAUAUCAUCUAGUAAAAAAAAAAUUAAUGUUCUUAAAAUAACUGCAAGAUAAAGGAAGCUUAUACAUUUCGGCCUGUACUAUUCUAAAUGGUCCUUUUUUGCCUUUAAAUUUUAAGAAUCAUAAUUCAGGAAAGUUUUUUUCAGCAUGAAAAAAUAGCAUUGUGUGCUAUGACCAAUGUGGCUCAGUUGGUUGGAGCGUCAUCUCAUCCACUGAAAGGUGUUGGGUUCAAUCCCUGGUCAAGGCGUGUACGGGAGGCAACCAAUUGAUGUUUCUCAUAUUGAUGUUUCACCUCUCUCCCCCUUCCUCUCAAAUCAAUGAAAAUAUAUCCUUGGGUGAGUAUUUUAAAAAAAGAGUAGCAUUGUUAAUUUUUGGAAAUAGCACAAGUGAAUGAAUUUGAAUUUAUUUAGCUUUAAUGUACUAUUUAAAAAAUACUUGAAUAGCAAAGCUUAUGUUUCUAGGUAGCAUGGCUAAGAACACUGAGCAAAGCCACAUAAAAAUGUAAAAUUGGCCCUGGCCCGUUUGGCUCAGUGGAUAGAGUGUCAGCCUGUGGACUGAAGAGUCUCAGGUUAGAUUCUGGUGAAGGGCACGUGCCUGGGUUGCGGGCUUGGUCCCCUGUCAGAGUGUGCAGGAGGCAGCUGAUAGAUGAUUCUCAUCACUGAUGUUUCUAUCAGUGAUUGCAAUUAACUUCUGUCUACUGAAGAAGACUCCACUCACCUCUCCCCUGCCAGAUGUGUCCACAGCUCUCUGUGUCACAAGAGAUCUUGGCUCCAGAGGAAACCAGUUAUCAGAAAUACUUCGUGGCUUCCUCUAAUUCCUAUACUACUUCCACACAUUUGGUUUGCACAAAGGCAUGUAAAACACUAAAAAGAGAUUAAAAACACCAGGGAGUUGAACCUCUACUGUAUGUUGACCCAUUACUUAUUCCUGUGUAAAGAUCUUAAUAAACAAUGAUGACUUUAAA
Molecule: messenger RNA, 6784 nt
Organism: Myotis daubentonii (Daubenton's bat)
Lineage: Eukaryota; Metazoa; Chordata; Mammalia; Chiroptera; Vespertilionidae
Gene: RNF168
Product: ring finger protein 168
Biological process (GO): protein ubiquitination; double-strand break repair
Cellular component (GO): site of double-strand break; nucleus
Molecular function (GO): nucleosome binding; ubiquitin-protein transferase activity
Source: RefSeq, a predicted model, not a curated record